Messenger RNA from Camelina sativa (false flax), 520 nucleotides. RefSeq lists its product as uncharacterized. Lineage: Eukaryota; Viridiplantae; Streptophyta; Magnoliopsida; Brassicales; Brassicaceae. The record is from RefSeq and is a predicted model, not a curated record.
UUGACUUUUGAAUUCUUAUAAGUAUAUAAAUGUUGAGAUUGUGAUGAAUAUAAAAACCGUAUAACAUAUAAGACUGCAAAGUUGUCAAAGACCAUAUAUAUAGUUCCAAGUCAAAAUUAAGGCGCCACAACCCCACGAUGCAGAGAUUACAGAUAAGUUCUCGUCCAUCCGAAGAGUUUCUGAUUAACCUCUCGCCGGAUUUUCCAACCGCUGACGGUCUCGUAGCCUACGACGUCCCGAAGAAGGAACUAUCUAUUCACAACAAGUCUACUAACGGAGAGAGAGCUAUUCACAUAAUCCCUCUUGUUCUCUUUCUAUGUGCUUUCGUUCUUUGGGUUUUUUCAACUGCAACCGUAUAAUUUACUAAUCAAAGUUAUGAACUUUGUUAAUUUGUAAUCAUCACUUGAUAUCUAUAUAUAAGUUUUUAAUUACAGUAUUUAACUCUAAUUGGAUUAUAUAUUUGUUAUUGUGAAACUUUCACGGCUUUAUUUGAUCCCUACGUCCAUCUAGAUCUGACUGA